Suricata suricatta (meerkat) is the source of this 523-nucleotide messenger RNA. RefSeq names its product oocyte secreted protein 2 (gene OOSP2). The record is from RefSeq and is a predicted model, not a curated record. NCBI's taxonomy places the organism in Eukaryota, Metazoa, Chordata, Mammalia, Carnivora, Herpestidae. The coding region runs from base 1 to 519 and encodes 172 amino acids. The transcript is spliced from 4 exons.
AUGAAGGUUUUUGUGGCUCUAGGGGUCUGGACGCUCCUUGCUGCCUUGAUAUGGCCUUGUGCUGAGAGCAUCUAUGUGACAGUAAGUUGUUCAAUGGACUGGGUGAUGGUCUCUGUUAGCCCAUGGGGGCACAAGAACAAUCUGUACAUAUCUGCUGAUGAAUUGCAUCUGGGAUCAGGUUGCCCUGUGACCCGGAUACAGACCUAUGCAUAUGAUUUUAUAUACCCCGUACAUGACUGUGGGAUCAGGACGAAGGUUGUCUCAGAGGAUACCCUCCUUUUUCAAACAGAGAUGUUCUUUAACCCUCGGAGUAGGCACUAUGCGUGUCAGAAAAUCCCUUUGGAAUGUUUUGCCUCUAGGAAAUCAGUGUGGCUUACACCAGUUUCUACAGAUAAUGAAAUAAAAGGGGACCCCAGUCCUUUUGUUGUUGACUUUGAGACAACACCAGAAGAGCUAGAAUUACUAAGUACAAGUCAGAUGAAUUCCCUCUUACAUGAAGACUUGGAAUUGGCAUCAUGAACUU